GAAGGAUAUGACCUGCAGAUACGAGCCUACAAGGCUGCGUGGACGAGAUGUUUGGACCGCAAUAUACUCAAGGCGCUGCAUGUUCCAAUUGUCAAUGACAUCACUGAGCAGGUCAGAAACGCGUACGCUGAUGUCCUCCCCGGUUUGCCUUGCCCUGAAUUGCCUGUGGUGGCAUUAGCAGGUACGUCCAUACUCGACUAUCAUAUGCCACUGCGACAUGACGCUCAAUACGAAGAUGUCAUUUAUACCUCACAAGUCCACUUGUAUCCGGCCGAAUGUUCUAGUGUGAUGAACAUGAUGAAGGUGGUUGUCACGGGCUUCGUUGAUCGUAGAGCCGUACCAAUAGACAGCGGAAAGCGCAAGCCGACAUCUCUCGCGAGCUUUGACAUCAAUUUACUACGCACAUGGUAUGACGCACAAGACGCUAAACCCCGUCUAACCGUGUUUCUACACGAAUUCGAAAAGUUCGACACUAGUGUCGUCCAAGAUGUAUUUUACAUCUGCAGGCAGGUUGCUCCCUAUAUGCAUAUACCUCAUCUGCCAUUAGUGUUCGUGUUGGUAAUGAGCUCGCCGCCCUCGCCUUCGUUCCUGCAAUCCGCCUAUCCACGCUCGACCCUCGCGCUGCUUCGAGUACAUCAUGUCGCUUCACCCGCAGGCCUCAUGAUGGUCAAAGAGGUCCUCACAAAGACAUUCUUCGACCCUGAUUUCGAGCCAGACAUCAUGCUCGGCCCCGGCGCGCUCGAGCACAUCAUUGACUUCGCGUCCAGGCACACCGCGUCCCCCGACGCACUCGUUACCAUGCUCCAGCUCGCGCACCUCAAGCAUUUCUCUUCCAAUCCGCUCAGUACGCUUGUGCACGACGAGCUCCUCGGCACGACCCUGCACCGCGCCGGACGCACACUGACGUCUUCGGCUGGGCUCGCGCUCCUUGUCGAUGCGCUGCAUGCGCGUUUGCUCGCUGCGUCAGAGUCACGACCGCAGUCGCAGAGGAACGGAGAUGCACGGCCGCAGACUGCGGAUGAGUUGUUGGCUGCUGUGUCCGGCGCACGGACGGUGUUCCUCACGCAGGCGAGGCGUCUGCGUGUCGCGUUCGCUGUUGCGCGGAUUGCGGAGUGCGUCGCGCUGGGCGAGGCACCGCAGGGGGUGCCCAGUGGGAAGAGCGCAGAGGGGCGUGGGAUGAGGCUUGACAGCAUGGAGAUGCUGAGCUCGCUUCUGCGGGGACGCGGGAGCUCGCAAGUCCGAUACGUGUGCAUGGCUAACAGAAAACUGUCCGCGACCAAGUUGCGCGCGCUCCUUGAGGCGCUGCAUUCGUUUUGGUAUGACAUGGAGAGCGCGACAGUCCGGAGAGACGAAGAGGACGCGCGCAUAUGGAUCGUCGAGACGCUGAACCAGCUUCCCGCCGAAUCCGAGGACCCGCGGGAGGACGAUCUCCCGGUACCGCAAGACGCUCAAACGAAGCGGCUUGCGGGUAGCGUCGGCGAUUGGCUGCAGGAAUACAUCGAACAACGACUCGUCCGACUCGAAGACCGCGCGCUCUGGGAUAUCUGGUACACGGGCGCGACGCCCUUCCCCUCCGAGCUCAUUAACCCUGCCCCGCGCCCAACUGUCGUCCAUGCGCUCCUGCAUCCACAUGACUUCAUUCGCUCGUACGAGGAACUCACGCGCGCAAGCGGCGAUGGGGAGCACGUGUUCGGUGCACCAGAGGAACAGAACGAGCCUGCGCUCUGGGAGCUACCCGAUACGAGCAUCGCGUUCAGACGGUACGUCGAGGCGGGGCGGAUGGUGAACGUGUUUGAUUGGUUCGAAUCGUUCGCCGUCGUCCUCGAGAGCCAGUACAAGCACCUCAAGCGGGGGAAAGAUAUGCAGGAGGACGAGAAUAUGGAUGCUGGGGUGGACGAGGACGCGGAUGUAGACAUGGACGAAGAGGAAGAGGAGCAAUGGAAGGUUGAGGUGCAGGCGCGCUUCAUGCGCGCGCUACAUGAGCUCGACUAUAUGGGCUUCGUGAGGCACACGGGCAGGAAGCCUGAUCAUGUCAUCCGGACCAUCUACGACGUUCCGGACUGA
Dichomitus squalens LYAD-421 SS1 is the source of this 2064-nucleotide messenger RNA. RefSeq lists its product as uncharacterized. The annotation marks the transcript as partial. NCBI's taxonomy places the organism in Eukaryota, Fungi, Basidiomycota, Agaricomycetes, Polyporales, Polyporaceae. The transcript has 8 exons. Gene Ontology annotation, molecular function: DNA replication origin binding. Gene Ontology annotation, cellular component: nuclear pre-replicative complex; nuclear origin of replication recognition complex; DNA replication preinitiation complex. Gene Ontology annotation, biological process: DNA replication; DNA replication initiation. The record is from RefSeq and is a predicted model, not a curated record.